AUGGAUCAGAGAAAAAGAGGUGAUCCAAGAAUAUACAUCGUUACUCUUCUGUUUCUGUCAUGUAUCAUCUCAGGAGGAGUCCUUCUCGGACUUUACCUCCACCUCCCUGAUCCGGAUCCUCUGUUUUUACCGGCGGGUAUGUUCUUCGUUGGUUUCCCUUGGCUCUUCUGGUUCUUGGCUUACGUUUACUCUUGCGUCCUCAAGCCUUUUUGCACUGUCUCUGUGAGCAAGAAGAGCGUUUCCAGUUUCGAUCCUGAGAAAGGAGACGUGAAGAACAACAAGAAUGUCUCGGAGAACGCAACGUCAGCUUCAGAUCCUGUGGCUGAGGUCGAGCCGAGUGAUAAAGCCAACUCUCAUUGA
This is a messenger RNA of Eruca vesicaria subsp. sativa (arugula), 360 nucleotides long. NCBI's taxonomy places the organism in Eukaryota, Viridiplantae, Streptophyta, Magnoliopsida, Brassicales, Brassicaceae. The record is from the annotation of a GenBank genome assembly.